AUGCGCUCUCCAUCACCGAACGAAAAGUUGUGGGAUAGAUUGCCUAGCGAAAUUCGCCUUCUCGUCCUCCAAAGUUUGACGCAGGAUGGCUCCUCGCUAGCUUGCCUGGCCGCCGUAUCCCGAGCGUGGCAGACUGACGUUGAGCGAUACAACUUUUCUCGCAUCAGAUUAACCCCCUCGCGCCUCAUGGACUUUCGCUCCAUGGUCCAUCGCAAUCAGGGCCUCUGCGCGCCUAGCGGCGGUGUGCUCAGGGCCGACGAGGCGACAGCGGCAGUGACUGUUAGCGACACAGAACACCGUUCUAUUACCACAGCCUUCCAGGUUUUAUUCUCUGUUCUCAGUGGAUGGGAUCAAGACAGCAACUUAAUGCUCGACAUUAGCAUUUACUCGCCCAGUGACGCUCAACAUUGGUUUCCCUACCUAACGUUUAUGCCUGAUAGCCCUUCCAAUAGGCUAGAGGGUAGUGGCCUAGAGCUGACCACAAUAAACCAAAGCUAUCAUGACCCUCCUCACGGUUGGGUUACUGGUUUCAGACAAUCAGCUCCACAUCCGGCAGCGGUCCGUAAAGCUUUCCAUUAUAUUGUCCAAGAGGGACAGUUUGAUGAUGACGAUUCAGAAUUCCAAUGGUGGGAUCAGCUCCCUUCAGUCUCCUCCGUUACUAGUAUACUUCUCCGGCAACAAAGUCGCCGUAGAUGGGAGCCAAGAGAGCUGACCUAUAUGCUGGCCCGUUUCCCCCGACUCCAGGAAAUCCAUUAUGAGCCCUGGAGAGAAUGGGAGGGCUUUUCCCAGCGCACUACAGAUAAUGUAUUUGUGCAACGAUUUCUCGACGGGGAGGAUUUGGCUGGCUGCGACACUUUUCGCAUUCCAUCCCCAGCUGUUGGCCAAAUGAUGGCACUCACGAGCCUCCCGCUAGAGCAUCUCGCCGCUUCCUUUAUCAUAGAUGCUAGUCAUUUCUUCGCCAUCGACUCCUCUUGGGAAUGGCCCAACCUAACCUCGCUGGUAUUGACUUCCCAACUCCUUAAGCCGGAAGAGGAUUCCACCAAGAUAGACGCUCUACUAGAGGCAGCGGCGGUGGCGGCCCUCAGGAUGCCACGGCUAGAAACUCUAGAGAUUUGGAACGGGAAAAGAGGGUUGGCGGCGCUCUUUCAGCAUCGCAGGAUCCGCGAUUCACGGCAUGGUAGGAUUCUUUGGAGGGGCACAUGGAAAUAUCACAUCACAGCCUCUGUCCUUCAGGCUUGGGAAGCCAUCGGAGAUCAACAUACCAGCUGGAGACUCGAUGUGGUCCAGGAACAGGUGGAUGAAGCAGCCAUUCAAUCACAUGGCGGUGCAUUGCACCACCUAAUGCUCUCUGGCCAAGCCAUACGCUCCAUCUCGUUGCAGCAGAUUCGGAGAGAACAAAAGGCUCUAGAGGGCGUGGACAUUCUGUCAUGA
This is a messenger RNA of Fusarium tjaetaba, 1431 nucleotides long. RefSeq lists its product as uncharacterized. Gene Ontology annotation, molecular function: protein binding. The coding region runs from base 1 to 1431 and encodes 476 amino acids. The transcript has 3 exons. NCBI's taxonomy places the organism in Eukaryota, Fungi, Ascomycota, Sordariomycetes, Hypocreales, Nectriaceae. The record is from RefSeq and is a predicted model, not a curated record.